AUGGGCCAUUUCUGUUCAGCUUGGAUGAUCCUUUCACGUGCAUUUGUGGAAUACUGCAUAUGGGGAUGGGAUAAUCUCCCUAGGAACUUACUUCUAUAUUAUUCAAAUUUUGUUUCCUCUCCAGAAGGCUACUUUCAGACAAUUGUAUGCAAUGCACCAGAAUUCUCUUCAACUGUUAUUAACCAUGACUUGCACUAUAUUUCUUGGGAUGUUCCACCAAAACAACAUCCACAUACUCUUUCCCUAAAUGACACUGCAAAAAUGAUUGCAAGUGGCGCGGCGUUUGCGCGUAAGUUCAAGAAAGAUGAUCCUGUUUUAGACAAGAUUGAUAUGGAAUUACUUAACAGGAGUAAUGGUAGUUUCACAUUUGGUGGUUGGUGUGCUGGAAAUCCUCCUUGUUCUAAAUUUGGAAAUCCAACAAAACUUAGACCAGGUCCAGGGGUUAAAAGGCUUAGGAGACUUAUUGGUAGACUAGUUUUGUCGGCUAAAUUUAGUCAAAACCAGUGUAAUUAG
This is a messenger RNA of Nicotiana tabacum (common tobacco), 513 nucleotides long. The record is from RefSeq and is a predicted model, not a curated record. Lineage: Eukaryota; Viridiplantae; Streptophyta; Magnoliopsida; Solanales; Solanaceae.